AUGUCUCCAUCACUUGGUAAAAGUGCUCGACUCCCGUCGUGCUGGAUGCUUUAUCUUCGCUGCCUCGUCGUCACGUUGGCGCCGUCGAUCCACGCUGCGUCCUUCGUGCGCAAGGGUGACGAAAUCUUGGUCAGCCAUACAGCGUCAUUGGCCACCGUGGAUGCAUCAACGGGUGCGUCGUCGAUUUUGCAGUUGCUGCCGGCUUCUCCAGCGUUUACAGCAGGCCAGCAGUCGCGAGCUGUUGCCGUGAGUCGCGACGUCAUGAACACGUUGCAAACGGUCCGAGGAGGCUCACCCACGUUUUACCAAAACUUGUACGCGGCGCUACAAGUGUGCUACUGCGAUCACUUGAAUAGUCAGUAUCCGCACAUGCCAUCGGACGAGCUCAACGCAGUGUGGCCGGCUCAGAUGCCGCCCGGCGCGGUUGUCCCUCCCUACGUUCGCCUCGUGCACCACUCGCAUCCGAACGCAUUGAAAGAUCGCACCACGGGCGCUUGCAUUCCGUCAGCGAAUCCGUCCCCGAGCAUUGCCGCCCAGUACGCCAACGGGUACUGCGAAGUCACGGCCAAUUGCUACUGGAACGACGUCGUCAAUAGUACCGCCACGACUGACAGAGCCCCAACGUAUUCAAUCUUGCAAUCGACUCUGCCAACGACAACACUACCAUCGUUAAUUGACGCAAAGGAAACGAUGACGUCAUGGGCAAAGAGCGUCGCGGUGUGCGUCGCACCCGCCAUUGUCCUGGGAAUUGUCAGUCUCGUCACGACCUUGCUCUUCCUAAGUUGCCGCUGUUGUUUUAACAAGUGCGGAGGCCGCAGCGCGAGGCCGGAGGGGUACUCGUGCCUCCAAAGGGCCAUCCCUAUCGUGGUGUUUGCCGUCUUUGGUGCGGCUAUCCUUGGCCUGACACUCUGCGCGCUGCUGUACAACACAGUGAUCGUUGACAGCGUCGACCAACUUUUUGAGAACCUAUUGGAUCUUGUUCAAGACGUCGUGCGGUGGAUUCAAAUGGCAGAGGUACCCCUCGUCCACGUGCGAGAUAGCGUCGAGAGCGCUGUCGAAUCCAUUUCGACGCAACUCGUCACAUCCGACUUCAUUGAGAAUGGCCUGAACGGCAUUGUCGCGCACCUCCAGCAGUUUGCGAACGAGACGUCCGGCGUGGUGCUUCCCCAUGGUUGCACGCUUGGUGUGGACACAAUUUGCAUCGCAUGCGACGUGUGCACUGCUGUGAAUUCUCUCGCUGCUAGCGCAACGAGCCAAAUGGAAGCCGUCGCUGCCAAUGGGAUCGUUCAGCUGCAAUCGACGCGGAGCACGAUCGUAAGCACGCUCGUGGGCACAAAGGACUCGAUCAAGAGCGCUGUCAACGCAGGUGUCGAUGUCGUGCAUGGUUUCGUCCCUCUAUUUGUCGACGCCAACUCGACCAUUCGAAGCACGCAAGCGACGUGGCUAGACCAAACGGUGGUUCGACGUGGCGCGAUCCUCGGGUUGUUUGCCGUCGCCAUCGCGAUUCUCGCGCUGGGAACAGUCGGGAUUGUGUUGGGGCUGACACCGCUGCGGUGCCUUGCAAUCGAACUUCAUCUCGCGUAUGUACUGGGAUUUGUGGCGCUGCUAUUCUUGUGCAUUGUGUCGGCCGUGUUCCUCGCGUUCAGUGUGCUCCUUGGCGACAUGUGCCAGCUCACGUCGAUCGCUGCAACGGACUGGUCGCCCGUCUUUGGUGCGAGCGGAGGCAACGCGCUCAACGCGUGCUUCCACAACGAAUCGUUCCUGCACGCGCUGCAUCUGGACGACGCGCUGUCGUUUGCCGACGUCAUUGAGAUUCCUACCAUCGAUCUGACGAGUAUGCUCGCCUUCGACGCGCUCGACCAGUUCGCCCGAGCGAUUCUAUCCGCGGACACUUCGACGUUUGACGUGAAUCCAUCUCAAAUCGUCCAAUUGCUAAAUGUAUACACGUCCGAGACUCUCCUCGCUCCCAAUUUUCAGCAGUUGAGCCCCGAAUGCAACCCCCACGACGGCGAGUACACGAUCGCAACCAUCCUGACCCCGUGGGUCGCCAAUGGGGAAGCAUUGCAUGCCCACAACGUGUCGUCGGCCGCCGCGUACAUCGCAUCACGCUACGCCCCGUACCGAAGCGCAUGCGCGUCAACCGUCACGACCACUUGUGCCCGCAGCGCCCCGUGCGCGUACGACGAGUUUGUCACGGAGCUGUACACCAACACGAGCACCGUCGUGUCGAUUUCAACCGACGCCGACGCGUUCGUGGCCAAGAUGCAUCAAAGCAUGACGCGCCUGCAAAACUACACGGGCGCUUUCAAGACCAAUGUGACAACACUCGUGGCCAGCUUGGACAACGUCGGGGACACGCUCCAAUCGUCACUCGUCCAAGACGUGACCGCGUUUAAGGCGUCGAUGAAUUGCACCUUUGUCGCGACGAACUAUGCCAACUUGCACGACGCUCUGUGUGAUGAGCUCACGCCCGCGAUGCUCAUGGUGGCGCUGUGUCUCUUCCUAUCUGGCUGCUGCUUGAUCCCCGUCAACGUGUGCCUCAUUUUGCUUGUCAAGCGGCUGCGCGCGCGGUCGCUGUCGUCCACGGAAAAGAUUGCGUGCUAAAGGUCUCGUACGCGACCGAUGAAGUGCCACCCACGACGCCAACUUUCAAGUGUAGCUACCUCACCACUCGUAUCCUGAACGACGGCA
This is a messenger RNA of Aphanomyces invadans, 2691 nucleotides long. RefSeq lists its product as hypothetical. Bases 1 to 2604 code for a protein of 867 amino acids. Lineage: Eukaryota; Oomycota; Saprolegniomycetes; Saprolegniales; Verrucalvaceae. The record is from RefSeq and is a predicted model, not a curated record. The transcript is spliced from 10 exons. Gene Ontology annotation, cellular component: membrane.